UUACUCUUAGCACACUGCAGUCAGACAAGUACCAUUCUUCUGGCAACCGCCAAACCCAGACAUGUCCAUCAGAUUGCCAGACAGAGAAGUGUGAUUCAUCACUCCAGGGAGCACAUCUCUACUGCUCUAGUGUCCAGUGGCGUUAGUGCCCGAGUUGCUGUUGUUCCCAGUUGCUUCCAUUUUGUUAUAAUACCACUAGCAGCUGAGCGUGGAAUAUUUAGUAGCAAGGACAUUUCACGGAUGCACAGGUGGCAACCUAUCAUGGUACCACUCUUGAAUUCACUGAGUUUCUAAGAGCGACUCAUUCUUUCACAAAUGUUUGUAGAAGCAGUCUGCAUGCCUAG
Molecule: messenger RNA, 344 nt
Organism: Staurois parvus
Lineage: Eukaryota; Metazoa; Chordata; Amphibia; Anura; Ranidae
Source: the annotation of a GenBank genome assembly